CCCCGCCCUUGCGCUUCUCCGCUUCAGCUUCUGCUGUCCUUCCCACUGGCUCACGCCUCCCUUGCCGGGGUCCCCACUCGUCGCCGGCUGAGCCCCCCGCCACCCCCGGAGGCCCGGUCAAGACGCAGCGCGGGCAAUCAGUGCGCAGCCGGGCGUCCUCACCGAGCCGGAUCGCCGGCUGGGACCGAAGCCGACCGGCCCGCCGCCAGCCAGGUGCCAUGCUGCUGCUCCUGCUGGGUUUCCUCGCCCCGGUGGCCUGCUGGGCACUGGGCCCUGCUGGCCCAGGCUCCUCGGAGCUGCGGUCAGCCUUCUCGGCGGCUCGCACUACCCCUCUGGAGGGCACGUCGGAGAUGGCGGUGACCUUCGACAAGGUGUAUGUGAACAUCGGGGGUGACUUCGACGCAGCCACCGGGCAGUUCCGCUGUCGCGUGCCCGGCGCCUACUUCUUCUCCUUCACGGCCGGCAAGGCCCCGCAUAAGAGCCUGUCGGUGAUGCUGGUGCGCAACCGCGACGAGGUGCAGGCGCUGGCCUUCGACGAGCAGCGGCGGCCGGGCGCGCGGCGCGCCGCCAGCCAGAGCGCCAUGCUGCAGCUCGACUACGGCGACACGGUGUGGCUGCGGCUGCACGGCGCCCCGCAGUACGCGCUCGGCGCGCCCGGCGCCACUUUCAGCGGCUACCUGGUGUACGCUGACGCCGACGCCGACGCCGACGCGCCUGCGCGCGGAGCCGCGCCUCCGGAGCCGCGCUCGGCCUUCUCUGCGGCGCGCACGCGCAGCCUGGUGGGCUCGGACGCGGGCCCCGGACCGCGCCACCGGCCGUUGGCCUUCGACACCGAGCUGGUAAACAUAGGUGGCGACUUCGACGCGGCGGCCGGCGUGUUCCGGUGCCGCCUACCGGGAGCCUAUUUCUUCUCCUUCACGCUGGGCAAGCUGCCGCGCAAGACGCUGUCGGUGAAGCUGAUGAAGAACCGCGACGAGGUGCAGGCCAUGAUUUACGACGACGGCGCUUCGAGGCGCCGUGAGAUGCAGAGUCAGAGCGUGAUGCUGCCACUGCGGCGCGGCGACGCCGUCUGGCUGCUUAGCCACGACCACGAUGGCUAUGGCGCCUACAGCAACCACGGCAAGUACAUCACUUUCUCCGGCUUCCUGGUGUACCCUGACCUCGCCGCUGCCGGCCCGCUGGCCCUCAAGCCCCCAGAGCUCUGAGCGUCGGCUUGGAAGAGCCCGGGAGAGCCGUGGGGCAUGCAUGCCGAGCCAGGACCGCGGCCCGAACGCCCCACCAGCCCGAGCAUGACUGCCUGCCCAGCACGCCUGGACUCUGUUAAUAAAGUGAGGCUGCCAGUCAGCCUUAUGGUCCUGCCCUGUGUCA
Arvicanthis niloticus (Nile rat) is the source of this 1368-nucleotide messenger RNA. RefSeq names its product C1q and TNF related 4 (gene C1qtnf4). Gene Ontology annotation, molecular function: protein binding. Lineage: Eukaryota; Metazoa; Chordata; Mammalia; Rodentia; Muridae. The record is from RefSeq and is a predicted model, not a curated record.